Messenger RNA from Mus musculus (house mouse), 2963 nucleotides. RefSeq names its product coronin 6 (gene Coro6). The record is from RefSeq and is a predicted model, not a curated record. NCBI's taxonomy places the organism in Eukaryota, Metazoa, Chordata, Mammalia, Rodentia, Muridae. Bases 562 to 1980 code for a protein of 472 amino acids. The transcript has 12 exons.
UUGCGGCAGGAAUGCGGCGCGCAGGCACCUGAUCUCGCGCGGUGGCUCCCAUUCUCCGUGUCUCUCUUUGGACCAAGCGCCUCCCGAACCUGUAUGCGAGGGACGGUGGCAGACACGAGGCACGAACACCCCGCCAGCGCACGCACACUUACUUUUCCCUUUUUACAGCGGAGUUGAGACGCCCGCCGGACUUUCGCGCGCUGGACAGGGCGUAGCCGCUCUGGCCUGGCCCUGCCCCCGUCCGGCCCCGCCCCCUCAGGUUGAUGGCAGCAGCAGCUGGGACUGCAGCGGAGCCCGCAGCCGAGAGCCGCAGGCAGCGGCCGGAACACCCUGGCCCGGACGCACGGACGCCGCCUCCUCGGCCCUUCGCAUACCCCGGCCCGCUCCGCAGAGGAGUCGCAGCGUGAGCACCCCCGCCCGGCUUAGGACCAGGUCUUGGAGGAAGUUUCAGCCCUGUGUCAGCCUCUGCUAUCCCGGCUAGCCUGUGUGUCUAAGAAGCGCUCGCAGGAUUAAGGACCAACGUGCCUCUAGACUCUGAUACUCCCUAUCUUUGCCCCAGCCAUGAGCCGGCGUGUUGUUCGGCAGAGCAAGUUCCGCCACGUGUUUGGUCAGGCAGCAAAGGCUGACCAGGCCUAUGAGGACAUCCGGGUAUCCAAGGUCACAUGGGACAGCGCCUUCUGUGCCGUCAACCCCAAAUUUCUAGCCAUUAUUGUGGAGGCUGGAGGUGGAGGUGCCUUCAUUGUCCUGCCUCUGGCCAAGACAGGACGAGUGGAUAAGAACUACCCACUGGUCACUGGGCACACUGGCCCUGUGCUGGACAUUGACUGGUGCCCACACAAUGACAACGUCAUCGCCAGUGCCUCAGAUGACACCACAGUCAUGGUGUGGCAGAUUCCAGACUACACCCCUGUAAGAAACAUCACAGAACCUGUCAUCACACUCGAGGGCCACUCCAAGCGUGUGGGCAUCCUGUCUUGGCAUCCUACUGCCAGGAAUGUCCUGCUCAGUGCAGGGGGUGAUAAUGUGAUCAUCAUCUGGAAUGUGGGCACUGGGGAGGUACUGCUGAGCCUGGACGACAUACACCCUGACGUCAUCCACAGCGUGUGUUGGAACAGCAAUGGUAGCCUGCUAGCCACCACCUGCAAGGACAAGACCUUGCGCAUCAUUGACCCCCGGAAGAGUCAAGUGGUUGCGGAGAGGUUUGCAGCCCACGAGGGGAUGAGACCCAUGCGGGCUGUCUUCACGCGGCUGGGUCAUAUCUUCACCACGGGAUUCACCCGCAUGAGCCAGCGAGAGCUAGGCCUGUGGGACCCGAACAAUUUCGAAGAGCCAGUGGCCCUGCAGGAGAUGGACACAAGCAACGGAGUGUUACUACCAUUCUACGAUCCUGACUCCAGCAUCGUCUACUUGUGUGGCAAGGGUGACAGUAGCAUUCGGUACUUUGAAAUUACGGAAGAACCACCUUUCGUGCAUUAUCUGAACACAUUUAGCAGCAAAGAACCGCAACGGGGUAUGGGUUUCAUGCCCAAGCGGGGACUGGAUGUCAGCAAAUGUGAAAUCGCCAGGUUCUACAAGCUGCACGAACGAAAGUGUGAACCCAUCAUCAUGACUGUACCGCGAAAGUCAGACCUGUUCCAGGAUGACCUAUACCCAGACACGCCUGGCCCUGAGCCUGCCCUGGAAGCUGAUGAGUGGCUAUCAGGUCAGGAUGCAGAACCUGUGCUCAUUUCGCUGAAGGAAGGCUACGUUCCCCCCAAACACCGUGAGCUUCGGGUCACCAAACGCAACAUCCUAGAUGUGCGCCCGCCGGCCAGUCCUCGGCGCAGCCAGUCCGCCAGCGAGGCCCCCUUGUCGCAGCAGCACACCCUGGAGACAUUGCUGGAGGAGAUAAAGGCCCUCCGAGAUCGAGUGCAGGCCCAAGAGGAGCGCAUCACUGCGUUGGAAAACAUGCUCUGUGAGCUGGUGGACGGCACAGACUAGCACUGCCUACGCGCUGCAAAGCUCUGCACACUGCAGACUCAAUGGGGCAGGGCGCACCGACUGGCAGCACCGGCUUUUGGUCUGGAACUCUGCACCCUGCCUCGUGGGGUUGGAAUCAGGGGAGGGAUCAGAAAAGAAACUCCAUCUCCCACAAGAGGCCUGAACACACAGAUCUUAAGUGGCAGGGACUGAGCUCCGUACUAGGUCCCCAAACAUUGCAAGAUCAGGCCUCGGGGAAGCCUGGGGUAAUGUGGCCUUAGCAGUGGUGCUUCAUGGUGAGGUGGUGUCCCUCUCUGUCCCUUACCCUGGGCAGGGGAAGUGCUUAGUAUUAGCGUGAUCCUGGGGAUGCUGAGGGGCCUAGGCCUGACCUCACAGGAAUGGCGAUUCAACAGAUAUCCCCAGAACCUCAGGAAAUUUCCAAUAUUUCUCCUAAUAAGCAGCACCCUGUUUCUAUUGCCAGAAGAGCUUAACCCACUGGCUUCAACCAUAAUUCUAUGGCAGAGGGCUCUUCCCAUCUUCUCACUUCCAAAGACGGCAGCUUCUUGGAGACAAACAGACCCCACCAGAGAAAUCUCAGGAGAACAGGCACACGGAAGCAGGUUCAACACACACACACACACACACACACACACACACACACACACACACACACACACACCAGCACUCUGCUGACUCUUAUAGAAACACUGAGGCAUUACUAAUGAAAUACUUCACUAAGUACAAGUCUGUGCCUCCUGCACAGAAAGCCAAUAUGCUGCCCCCAUUCCCCAAGGCACCAUGAGGGAACCAGGCCUUGCCCAAACUAGGGGGCACCUCAGUCCUUUUUGGAAAACUGAGGAGACCUAGCAAAUGCAAGCUGGACUGAGGACCCAUCAGGCAGCUUUUUAUCCCAGGUCAUCCAUCUUUGCAUUGAGGUUCCCAAGACCCCACCCACCUCCCACCCCUGUGGGCACUUCUCCCCAAUAAAGUUAAGUAGAAAUGCA